AUGGCAUCAGUAUUCCAUAAAAUAACAAACUGGAAGGCAAUUGUCACAGAUAAAUUUGUGGGCUCCAUAAUCAAUCCAAAAUCCUUUCCCUCUGAAGCCACAAGUUAUGGAAAACAAACGGAGAGGAAAUCCAGGGAGAUUUACGUAGAAAGGACUGGACACAGUGAUCAUUAUUGUGGAUUUAUCAUCAUUUCCACAUUCCCAUUUUUAGGUGCCUCCCCAGAUGCUAAAGUGUGUGACAAGUUGGAACACGAACACGAGUAUUACACGCAAAUCCAAGGUCAACUUUUAGUAACAGGUGCCCCUUUCUGUGAUUUUGUUGUGUACACAAAAGUUGAAGUUGUGGAAAAUAAAAGAAUGCGGAAGUGUUGUGCACUGCUGUGUGUGUUGGUAGUUUGUUGGACCCUGGCUCAGUCCCAGGCCGCUCAACAGGCACGACUGGCGACAUGUACCCAAGGGACCGACGUGUUUUUCGUUUUGGACGGAUCCGGCAGCGUCUUCGCUUCAAACUUUGAACUGAUGAAGAAUGCCGUGAUCCGACUGAUUGACAUCUUCAGCAUCGAACCACAGCAAGGCACAGUCGUGGGUGCGCUUGUGUUCAGCUCGAUGAUUUCACAAGUCAUACCUUUCUCACCGUUCCUGAACAAGGAGCAACUUAGACAAGCCAUCAGGAACCUCCAGUACCCUGAAGGCGGGACGUUCACCAAGCUCGCUCUGGAGAAGAUGUUAGAGGUCUAUACAAACCAGUCUCGUCCAGGGGCUCAGAAACUAGCUGUGGUCAUCACGGACGGUCAGUCGUCCAUCCCCGAAGCCACAGCGGCUCAAGCCAAGCUCGCCCAACAGUCCGGCAUCGUGAUGGCAUCUGUCGGUAUCGGGAACACGAUCGACGAAGACGAGCUCCAAGCCAUUGCCUCCAAACCGGAAUUGGUCUUCAAGUUUGUGAGCUUUGAAGUGCUGAGUCAGCAGAUUCUACAUCUGUUCGACGAAAUUUGUACCAAUAUUAGUCCGUGUGACGGCUGUGCUAUCAUCAACGGUGUAGGGUACAACCUUGUGGGUGGGGAUUGUACUAGCUUUGUGCAGUGUGUCCAGAUCCGUAACACCAUCCACGAAUACAGACAUACCUGCCCCACAGGACUCUUCUGGGAUCAGACACAACUUACCUGUAACUUCCCUCUGCAGGUUUCCUGUUUGGCAGACGGAUGUCGCCGUGCCGGCGUCAGUGCGGCUGCGCAACCCGGAAACUGCCGGAUGUACUGGACCUGCAACGAUGGGCUUCGGCGUGGGGACAGGAUGAUGUGCUGUCCCCCAGGGUCGGGGUUUAACUCCGUCACCCAGGUUUGUGACCCCGGUGUCCCCUGCCAGGAUUCCUGCAUGUACGACAAGACAACGACAGAGGCGCCACUCGUCAGAUGUGCCCGCCAGCAGAUCCCCGGUGAUGAUAGCCGUUUCCGUGUUGUGUACGAAGAUGGAUUCUCCGUGGAGCAGAGUUGUCCUCCAAACAGACGGUUCAAUCAGGACGACUGUGGGUGCACCACACCCGUGGAGAUCUUAUUCGAUCGUCCCUCGUGUCAGCCUGAACUCUUGCUAGACUGCAACGGACAACUACAGGACAAAUCCGGAAACAAUCUUCCAUUCAUGAACCAAAAUGUAGAAGUCGUGCCCGCGGUUGGUGCCCGAGACGGCUACGCCUGUAAGUUCCACGGCGACAGCCGGCUGCUGUUUUGGCGAUUCGCAAACACAUGGUUUGGAAACGACGUCUGCAUCAAGGUACGGUUCCAGCCAGACCGGAACUCCAACCCGUCCCGACCUGAAGUGCUGGUGGCCAACAACGAUUGUACGAUCAAACCUACGAUGACAGUGGCCUACGACAAGUCUAGGGGAAUGGCCAUGGGGGAGGUACAGACAACCGGUGACCCCAUGAUGGUAACCACCAACGGGAACGGUGGUGGAGACUGGAUGGAGAUAACGUACAGAUUUCACGGGGGACAACUCAGUGUCGACAUGGACGACGGAAGAGGACAAAGCUCGAACAGCGGGGCAAUGCAAGGCAAUAUUAAGUCGACAAAGUGCGCACUGCAGAUAGGAUAUACGGAUCAGGCCGAUUCCUCGAACUUCUAUGGACUUAUAGAUGACGUGCUGGUGUCGUUCUGCCAACCAUAG
Liolophura sinensis is the source of this 2160-nucleotide messenger RNA. Its product is annotated as protein PIF-like. NCBI's taxonomy places the organism in Eukaryota, Metazoa, Mollusca, Polyplacophora, Chitonida, Chitonidae. Gene Ontology annotation, molecular function: chitin binding. Gene Ontology annotation, cellular component: extracellular region. The record is from RefSeq and is a predicted model, not a curated record.